AUGUUUAACAAGAUAUUAUUGUUCAUCAUUUUUUUCAAUUUAAAUCUGGUGAUCUCGUUUCCAAGGGAAGCUCUAUUAGAUGCUAUGAAUGAAGAUGAACUCAUGUAUUAUUUCCAAACAAGUGAUAGAUCAGGGAUACCGGAUUAUGAGAUUGUUGAGUUGCCGGUAGUACUAUCUGUAGAAGCUGUUGAUGCAUAUGAUGGUUACGAUGAAGAAAUUGAUUACAGUUUUUUGGCUUUUCAAAGGCCAAUCGAUCUAAAACUUAAAAGAAAUACUGAUAUUUUGGGUCAUAACUUCACAACUUAUGUCCAUGACGAAGAUGGUAUUUCCGUAUUCAAUCAUGUUCCUAGAAGUUGUCAUUAUUUGCAUGAGGAUGGUAUUACUGUGGCAUCGAUGAGCAUUUGUUCGUCAAAAAAUGUUCAAGGUUUAAUUUUUUUGGAAAACACUACUCUAGAAGUUCAGCCACUAACAGAACGAUUGCAAUCAGUGCUUAAUAUCAAAGAACCUCUUAUGGAAACUCUUCUGCAAGACGAAUCGCUAAAAAUUCCCCAUUUAGUAAAACGAGCUAGUUUUCUUCCGGCUUUUCCGCAUACCGAGGAAGAUUAUUUUCCCAUCGCGGCAAAUGUUUGGUCCGAAAAUGAAAAUAUACGAACAAAUAACAUAUUCGAUGCUGAAAACGGUUAUAACUUUAGGGAUAAUAUUUUUCGACCGUACUCAGAAGCUGCUUCUUUUAAAAUACCGACACUAACACUAGAAUUAGCCAUGUUUUUCGACGAGGCAGCUUACAAAAUAUUUGCUCCUUAUUUUAAUUACGAUGACAAGAAACUGCAGGAUAUGUUGCUGGCUUACAUGAAUGCAGUUAGAUUUCUUUGCAUACGACAACGGCAGAAAAGUGGAGUAACGAUGGGAUUGGCUACUGUGGGAGGAGUGUGUUUGGAUAGUUAUGCUUGUGUUAUAGCAGAAUUUGGAACCACAAAUGUUUUUGGAAAACCUUAUCCGAGCGCUGGAUUUACCAGUGUCUAUGUACUUGCCCAUGAAAUUGGGCAUAAUUUAGGUAUGCACCAUGAUAGUAUCCAAAACAGCUGUCCCAAGGAAGGUUACAUUAUGUCUCCAUCCAGGGGAACCAACGGUGAAACCCAAUGGUCAAGAUGCAGUGCAGAUGUCAUGACGAAAUUAAGUGGACAUUAUUUUGCGGGACCUGCUCUUGAAGGCACUCAAUGUGGUUAUGGGCAGUACUGUUAUGGUGGCACCUGUGUCAAAAAAGCUCUUCCCAAACCAGUCAAAGUUGUACCAGGAGGAUGGGGUCCAUGGAAAGAAGGUGUUUGCAGUUCAGGUUGUAUAGAAAAAUCAAAAGGGAAUACUUCAAAAAGAAGACUCUGCAAUAAUCCAGCUCCGCUCAAUACUGACGAGGGAUGUGAAGGAUCGAGUGUGCAAUUUGGACUUUGCAAUGAUAGUAAGGUAUGCAAAGGAAAAAUAUCUGCAGUAAACUAUGCAUCACAAAAAUGUACAGAAUUCUCGAAGCUUUUGCCUGAACUGGAAUCUGUGGGAACUGGGCUUCAAUCACCACACGAAGAAGGUCGUUUAUGGAUGGGAUGUGCUAUUUUUUGUAAAAGAGCAGAUUCGGGAAUAUUCUACACUCCAAGGAUAGAACUGAACGAUCUGGGAAUUUCACCUUAUUUUCCUGAUGGAACAUGGUGUCAUUCAGCCGGAAAUAGAGAUUUUUAUUGUUUACAACAUCACUGUUUACCAGAGAACUUUCAAAUCAGAACAUUAUCAAAUCACCUAGAAGACCUAUCUUUUCUUCAGAAUGCUAGACCUCAUGCUCACGUCUCCCAAGAUAUAAAAGAUUACUUAUCUGUAGAUUCGUAUGGGCGUCCGAUAAAGACAACAUUAUCCGAAGGUGACGACAUACCUCCACAGGAUGAAGAAUGGGAGUCCCAUGAUUAUAUUGAAAUUCCAGGAUUGAGGGAACGAUAUUAUAGUGAAAAUGCGAACAGAAUAUAG
Molecule: messenger RNA, 2004 nt
Organism: Diabrotica balteata
Lineage: Eukaryota; Metazoa; Arthropoda; Insecta; Coleoptera; Chrysomelidae
Source: the annotation of a GenBank genome assembly